This is a messenger RNA of Halichondria panicea, 779 nucleotides long. Its product is annotated as COMM domain-containing protein 2-like. The transcript is spliced from 5 exons. The coding region runs from base 71 to 670 and encodes 199 amino acids. The record is from RefSeq and is a predicted model, not a curated record. Lineage: Eukaryota; Metazoa; Porifera; Demospongiae; Suberitida; Halichondriidae.
UGACCUUUACUUGCAAAGGUCAUGUGAUCAAUUUUUAGUUUUUCUAGAAUUGCCUUCUACUGCUUCUGAGAUGCUUCUGGUACUAUCUGACGAGCACAAGGAGCACCUUGCCUUCCUCAGCAAUGUGGCCACAGAUGUUGUGAGGGAGUUCUGUCGGAUCUCGGUGGAGUUCAUCAAGAAGGGCUCAAACCCCAGGGUCUACCAAUCUGCAGCACAGAAGCUAGGAGUGGAGGCGACCACGGUACAGCAUGGGGUGGAGGGACUCAUGUACCUACUCACUGAAUGCUCAAAGAUGCUGAUCAGUGAGAUAGACUUCAAGGACUCUGUAAUGGUGCUCGGCUACUCGGAAGAGCUCAACGAUCAACUCUACCAACUCUACCAAGAGAACUAUCGUGAGAUCCGUAGCAUUCUCUCGAGCAUGGCAAUGGACCUACCUCACUAUCAUAACCUGGAGUGGCGGUUUGAGGUGCAGCUGGCCAGCAGGUCGCUACAGAGACAGACACAACCAAAGGUCCUUCUCAGAAUACACACCAAGGAGGACGAUAAACUGACCACUCAUCUGAUACAAGCUGAUCCUGCUAACCUUGUACACUUAACACAAGUACUAGAGUCAGCACUGGCCGAAGUAAAGACUCAACAUUGUAGACGUAUCAUGAGAAACAUUAAGUAGCUUGACUCUGUUGAUUAGGAUUUUUAUUUGUUUUUGUUGUUGUGUGUAUAAUUAUGUUUUGUGAUUACAUAUAUAUAAUUUGUAACAGAUAAAGAUACCUUUCACUGUG